Nicotiana tabacum (common tobacco) is the source of this 816-nucleotide messenger RNA. RefSeq lists its product as uncharacterized. NCBI's taxonomy places the organism in Eukaryota, Viridiplantae, Streptophyta, Magnoliopsida, Solanales, Solanaceae. The record is from RefSeq and is a predicted model, not a curated record.
AUGGGUGUAAUCCCAGAGGAUCAUUAUAACUUGGAUACUAACCUUAUUGCUUCUUUGUUAUUAUCUUAUGUUAGGAACAAUCCUCAGUUCAAGCUUAAAGAGGUGCAGACUACAGUUAAGGUUGCAGUUUCACACACUCCGUCGUACAAAAAUGCUUGGCUCGGUCGGAGGCGUGCAUUCAAGAUAAUAUAUGGUGACUUUGAUGAGUCAUUUGCCCAGCGUCCUAUGUAUAUGAAUGCACUCAAGCAUUUUAAUCCAGGAACGGUGGUGGAAUGGGUACAUGCAGAUCGGUCAACGGCGGAGAUAAAUAUCUUUAAGUAUAUUUUUGGGGCAUUUAAACUUUGUAUUAAAGGAUUUAAGAGUUGCAAACCUGUUAUAUCCAUUGAUGGCACUCACAUUUAUGGAAAGUACGACUUAAAGAUGUUAAUUAUUAUGACUGCAGAUGCAAAUGGACAGAUAUUCUCAUUAGCAUUUGCAAUUAUCGAUAAGGAGUCGAAAGAUGCUUGGUCGUGGUUCUUGUCAUGUCUUGCAGUGCAUGUUGUAAAAGGUCGCAGGGAAGUUACAUACAUACAGAUCGGGCUCUUGGAAUUAUUCGAAGUUUUGAGGAGCUCGUCCAGCUGCAUGAGCCGAAUGCAUAUCAUCGAUUAUGUCAGGCAUUUAAAGAGCAAUUUCAACUCAAAGUUUUCGAACAAGGGGUUAGAGGGAAUGAUGUGGUAUGCAGCUAUCCAACACCAAGAACGCAAAUUUAAAAGUGCUAUGUGUAAACACGGAAAAUCGGAUAGAGUUAAAUUUGUAAGUAAUUCUAAGGAUACGUAA